Molecule: messenger RNA, 3526 nt
Organism: Sinocyclocheilus rhinocerous
Lineage: Eukaryota; Metazoa; Chordata; Actinopteri; Cypriniformes; Cyprinidae
Product: ephrin type-B receptor 1-like
Exons: 13
Coding region: 1-2079 (692 amino acids)
Biological process (GO): axon guidance; protein phosphorylation; ephrin receptor signaling pathway
Cellular component (GO): plasma membrane; dendrite
Molecular function (GO): ATP binding; transmembrane-ephrin receptor activity; protein binding
Source: RefSeq, a predicted model, not a curated record
AUGAAUAAGUCCACGGGUGUUCCCUCUGGACCAAGAAACGUCAUCUCUAUUGUGAACAAGACCUCCGUGACUCUGGAGUGGCACUCUCCGCGUGAGACGGGCGGCCGUGAUGAUGUUGUGUACAAUAUUAUUUGUAAGAAAUGCCAGGCGGACCGUCGUUCCUGCUCCCAUUGCGACGAUAACGUGGAAUUUCAGCCCCAGCAGCUGGGACUGACCGAAUCCAGAGUCUUCAUCAGUAACCUGCUGGCACACACUCUCUACACCUUUGAGAUCCAGGCGGUCAACGGCGUCACCAACAAGAGCCCGUAUCCUGCCCAACACGUCUCCAUAGACAUCACAACCAACCAGGCUGCUCCGUCCAUUGUUCCCAUAAUGCAUCAGGUCAGUUCGACGAUGAAAAGCAUCACGUUGUCAUGGCCACAGCCUGAACAGCCCAAUGGAAUUAUUCUCGAUUACGAGCUACGUUACUAUGAGAAGGAGCUGUCUGAGGUGAACUCCACACAGGUGAGGAGUCAGACGAACACGGCUCGUGUGGACGGAUUACGGCCGGGCACCAUGUACGUGAUGCAGGUUCGCGCCAGGACGGUUGCCGGUUUCGGCAAAUACAGCAGCAAAAUGUGCUUCCAAACCCUCACAGAUGACGACUAUAAAUCAGAGCUGAGGGAGCAGUUGCCGCUGAUUGCGGGCUCAGCCGCGGCUGGAGUGGUCUUCAUUGUGUCUCUGGUGGCCAUAUCUAUAGUCUGUAGCAGGAAACGAGCAUACAAUAAGGAGGCCGUGUACAGUGACAAACUCCAGCACUACAGCACUGGAAGAGAACUCACUUUAAGGCCAGAUCUGUCCAACUGCCACACACCCAUGGGCUGCCCGACCCUGCCAGGCUCUCCGGGGAUGAAAAUCUACAUCGACCCUUUCACCUACGAAGAUCCUAAUGAAGCCGUCAGAGAAUUCGCCAAGGAAAUAGACGUCUCCACUGUCAAGAUUGAAGAAGUUAUUGGGGCAGGUGAGUUCGGGGAGGUGUAUAAAGGUCGACUGAAACUGCCUGGAAAACGAGAGAUCUACGUUGCCAUCAAAACACUGAAGGCGGGCUAUUCUGAGAAGCAGAGGCGCGACUUCCUGUCUGAGGCAUCAAUCAUGGGGCAGUUUGACCACCCCAACAUCAUUCGCCUGGAGGGUGUGGUCACCAAGAGCCGACCGGUCAUGAUCGUCACAGAGUUCAUGGAGAAUGGGGCACUCGACUCCUUCCUUAGGCAAAACGAUGGGCAGUUCACAGUGAUCCAGUUGGUGGGGAUGUUGAGGGGAAUUGCCGCAGGCAUGAAGUACCUGUCCGAGAUGAAUUACGUCCACAGAGACCUGGCUGCCCGCAACAUCCUGGUCAACAGCAACCUCGUCUGCAAGGUGUCGGACUUCGGCCUGUCCCGUUAUCUGCAGGAAGACACCUCUGACCCCACCUACACCAGCUCACUGGGUGGAAAGAUCCCUGUGAGAUGGACCUCGCCGGAAGCCAUCGCAUACAGGAAGUUCACUUCUGCUAGUGACGUCUGGAGUUACGGUAUCGUCAUGUGGGAGGUGAUGUCUUUUGGCGAGAGGCCCUACUGGGACAUGAGCAACCAAGAUGUGAUCAACGCUAUAGAGCAGGAUUACAGGCUGCCGUCCCCCAUGGAUUGUCCCACUGCUCUCCACCAACUGAUGCUCGACUGCUGGCAGAAAGAUCGGAACGCUCGGCCGCGCUUCACGGAUAUCGUCAGUACGUUUGACAAACUCAUCCGCAACCCCACCAGCCUUAAAGCAGUUGCCAGUAUACCCACUAUUCCGUCCCAACCGUUGUUGGACAGGUCCAUCCCAGACUUCACCACCUUUAGUUCUGUAGAGGAUUGGCUGGCUGCUGUCAAGAUGUCUCAAUACAGAGACAACUUCCUCAACUCUGGCUUCACAUCCCUACAGCUGGUCACCCAGAUGACUUCAGAGGAUCUGUUGAGGAUAGGUGUGACUCUAGCCGGCCAUCAGAAGAAAAUCCUCAACAGCAUUCAGUCCAUGCACCUGCAGAUGUCCCAGUGUCAGACGGGCACAGCGCUGGCAUGACUACAGGGGGCGCCAGACGACGGGCUGGGCAGCUUGCGUAAGAAUUACCAGCGGGUGAGCCCAAUCCCAUCGGAGCGCGCAAGAAUAGAGACUAUCAUCCUGAUCUGAGAACAUGUUUCAGGAGAGGAACCAUUAUCCCAUAUCCAACAGACCAGAUCGGAACAGGACCACCGAGACUCGCAGGACAUCUGUUAACCCGUCGGCUGUUUGUCUCUUUGGGCUACAUUUACAGGGAAAACCGAAGAAGCGGACUCUUUUGUCCUCUUCUUGUCAUUAAUUCUGUUUUAGUUACCUUCGUGUUGCUUAUCAAAAACAUCACAAUGACUAUUCCGAUUCUGAGACGUCUACAACGUUUUCUACAAGGUUCUUUCAUUCUUCUUUUUUUUCCACUAUAAACCUUCUAUCGUCACUGCUUACCACUUACACUACCUGUCGAUCUCGGUAUGGCUGAUGUUGCCAAAGGACAUCCUGUAUGCCUGCGUCCCAUCCCUAGGCCAUACAAGCAUAAAUAAUGUAUAUCUUUAAAUAAAUACGAGUAUAUCUUCAGAGUAAACCUUCAUAUUGAAGGUGAAGUGUAACGGACCUUUAUGUAAAUACCCUCUUCUUCCGCUUGCAUUUUUGGCAAUGUUGCGCGUUGGAUCAGAACCGCCGAUUCUGCAGGACACGGACUCGCUUACAUCAGCGCGACGCCACGAGAACAAUCUGGGAUGAACUCUGACUCUGUCAAUGUUGUGUAAAUAUCAAUUAGUUGUGUAUAAACUAGCGUUAAAAAGAUAUACUUUAGGUGAAAAAAGCUACGCAUUCAGGCCACUAAACAGUGUUUAUUGUAGGUGUUACCAUGCUGAUGAGCACUUCCGUGUACAGCUUUUCUUUCUUCCACUUCUUCUUCUACUUCUUCUAGUCGUUCUUGUUAGUUUUGUGUCAGAGUGUUUGAAUGCGUCGACUAGCAUUGGGGGAGGGUGCGUAGUCACCGCCUAAACUAGCUAGUACACUUAAAUGUAGUUCCUCUGUUAAUAAGCUGUACUAAUGUUGGUCUUACAGGGUCUUUAAAACCGCUAAUCUGUUUCCAAGCACGUGUUUACAUAAGCGAACGGAAAGGUUGCAGACAGGAAACGAAGAGACUUGCGAAACCGCUGCCCUUUACCAAUUUUAUCAGGCCGAGUCACACUCUCGGCUCUAGAUGUUUCUGGAUGACAUUGCUAAAUGCGGUACAUGUUCUUUCAUGCCAUCAGCUCUCCAUUUAUUUGUGUGUGUGUCUGGAUUGAACAUCUGUGUGACCCUUUAUGAACAGAUGCCUAAUGCCACCCCAUUGAGCACAUUCUACUUAAGCAGUCAGUGAAGCACUGGGAAACACACACACACAGGCUUUUGAUGGCUUUGGGCUGUUACUUUUUGGUUGCCAUGAAGAAAUAGCAUCAGCUUAUUGACGAUGAUAAUAAUAUUAUAG